AUGCAUUGUGGAGCAUGUGUUAAAAUACUUUGCGAAGCUUGUGCUGAGAAGCCAUCUUGCAAAGCUUGCACUCAGAAAGAAGCUAAGAAGAAAGCCCGCUCUAAGACGGUAUUUAAGGCUAUUAAAUUGAUUAUAAGAACGAUUUUUCUUGCGGCAUUGCUGAGCGGUUUGUUCGUUCUCUCAUCAGAGGUAAUUAAUGAUUUACCGACUGUGAGAAACGAAUACGUUCAAAUGUCAGAGUUUCCAGCACCG
Messenger RNA from Dentiscutata erythropus, 252 nucleotides. NCBI's taxonomy places the organism in Eukaryota, Fungi, Glomeromycota, Glomeromycetes, Diversisporales, Gigasporaceae. The record is from the annotation of a GenBank genome assembly.